CCCCGCCCCUCCCUCCUCCUCCUCCUCCGCCGCCGCUGCCGCCGCUCGCCCGCCCGCCCGCUCUCUCGGUGUGCCGGUGCAGGGCCGCCGCGCCGCCGGCAGGAAACCUUCCCGCUCCCGCCCCUCGCCGCUCCCUCCCCCGCCGCCCCGCCGCGGGGGGGCGCAGCCCCGCACCCCCUGCCGCCGCCUCGCCAUGCCGGAGAAGCGGCCCUUCGAGCGGCUGCCCGCCGACGUGUCCCCCCUCAACUACGGACUCUGCCUCAAGCCCGACCUCAUCGACUUCACCUUCGAGGGCAAGCUGGAGGCCGCCGUGCAGGUGAAACAGGCAACCAACCAAAUUGUGAUGAACUGUGCUGACAUUGACAUUAUUACAGCUUCCUAUGCGCCAGAAGGAGAUGAAGAGGUACAUGCCACAGGGUUCAACUAUCAAAAUGAAGAUGAAAAGGUUACUCUCUCCUUUCCCAGUACUCUUCAGAAAGGGACAGGGACGCUAAAGAUAGACUUUGUAGGGGAGCUGAAUGAUAAAAUGAAAGGUUUUUACCGAAGUAAAUAUACCACCCCUACUGGAGACACACGCUAUGCUGCUGUCACGCAGUUUGAGGCUACUGAUGCUCGCAGAGCUUUCCCUUGCUGGGAUGAGCCUGCUAUUAAGGCAACUUUUGAUAUUUCUUUGGUGGUUCCUAAAGACAGAGUAGCUUUGUCAAAUAUGAAUGUCAUUGACCGGAAGCCGUACCCAGACGAUGAAAAUCUGGUGGAAGUGAAGUUUGCUCGCACCCCUGUAAUGUCAACGUAUCUCGUAGCAUUUGUGGUGGGAGAAUAUGACUUUGUAGAGGCCAGGUCCCUCGACGGAGUCUUAGUGCGCGUUUACACUCCUGUUGGCAAAGCAGAACAAGGAAAGUUUGCGUUAGAGGUUGCUGCUAAAACUCUGCCUUUUUAUAAGGACUACUUCAAUGUUCCUUACCCUCUUCCUAAAAUUGAUCUCAUAGCUAUUGCAGACUUUGCUGCUGGUGCCAUGGAGAACUGGGGCCUUGUUACUUAUAGGGAGACUGCAUUGCUCAUUGACCCCAAAAAUUCCUGUUCUUCAUCUCGCCAGUGGGUUGCUCUGGUGGUGGGACAUGAACUUGCUCAUCAGUGGUUUGGAAACCUUGUGACCAUGGAAUGGUGGACCCAUCUUUGGCUGAAUGAAGGAUUUGCCUCCUGGAUUGAGUACCUAUGUGUAGAUCACUGUUUCCCAGAAUACGAUAUCUGGACUCAGUUUGUUUCUGCUGAUUAUACACGAGCUCAAGAGCUUGAUGCCUUAGACAACAGUCAUCCUAUUGAAGUUAGUGUUGGCCAUCCCUCCGAAGUAGAUGAAAUAUUCGACGCUAUUUCUUACAGCAAGGGUGCAUCUGUAAUCCGAAUGCUGCAUGACUACAUUGGUGACGAGGACUUCCGGAAAGGAAUGAAUUUAUAUUUAACGAAAUACCAGCAGAAGAAUGCCGCUACAGAGGAUCUCUGGGAAAGCCUGGAAAAGGCGAGUGGUAAACCUAUUGCUGCUGUGAUGAAUACAUGGACCAAACAAAUGGGAUUUCCGCUCAUUUAUGUGGAAGCCGAGCAGCAAGAAGAUGACAAAGUGUUGAAGUUAGUUCAGAAGAAAUUCUGUGCCAGUGGACCAUAUACUGGGGAGGAUUUCCCCAUGUGGAUGGUUCCCAUAAGUAUUUGUACAAGUGAUGACCCCACCUGUGCCAAAAUGCAAAUAUUGAUGGACAAACCAGAGCUCACCCUGGUUUUGAAAGACAUCAAACCAGACCAGUGGGUGAAGUUAAACCUUGGAACUGUAGGGUUUUACCGUACUCAGUAUAGCCCUGACAUGCUGGAGAGUUUAAUACCAGCGAUCAAAGACCUCUCCCUACCCCCUGUGGACAGGCUUGGCCUGCAGAACGAUCUGUUCUCUCUGGCCCGAGCUGGAAUCAUUAGCACUGUAGAGGUUCUAAAAGUCAUGGAAGCUUUUGUGAAUGAGCCCAAUUAUACUGUGUGGAGCGACCUCAGCUGUAACCUGGGAAUUCUCUCAACUCUCUUGUCCCACACAGACUUCUAUGAGGAAAUCCAGGUGUUCGUGAAAGAUGUCUUUUCACCAAUAGGGGAGAGACUGGGAUGGGACCCCAAACCUGGAGAGGGUCAUCUAGAUGCCCUUCUGAGGGGUCUGGUCCUGGGCAAACUAGGAAAAGCUGGGCACAAGGCAACGUUAGAAGAAGCUCGACGCCGAUUUAAGGACCAUGUAGAAGGAAAACAUAUUCUGUCCGCUGAUCUGAGGAGUCCUGUAUAUGUAACUAUUUUGAAGCAUGGAGAUAGUACUACUUUAGACACUAUGCUGAAGCUUCACAAGCAAGCAGAUAUGCAGGAGGAGAAGAACAGAAUUGAACGAGUUCUUGGAGCCAUCUCUCAGCCAGAACUGAUUCAAAAAGUUCUCACCUUUGCACUUUCAGAAGAGGUACGUCCCCAGGACACGGUAUCUGUUAUUGGUGGAGUAGCUGGAGGCAGCAAGCAGGGGAGGAAAGCUGCUUGGAAAUUUGUUAGGGACAAUUGGGAGGAACUUUAUAAUCGAUACCAAGGUGGAUUCUUAAUAUCCAGACUAAUAAAGCUAACAGUGGAUGGAUUUGCAAAUGAUAAAAUGGCUGCAGAAGUUAAGGCCUUCUUUGAGAGUCACCCAGCUCCAUCGGCAGAACGCACUGUCCAGCAGUGCUGUGAAAAUAUUCUGCUGAAUGCAGCUUGGCUGAAGCGGGACGCCGAGAACAUCCACCAAUAUUUUCUGCAGCGCAAGGCCCCACCAGCCAUGGUGUGAAUCUGUGCAUGCCACUGCUGCAGUCCUGCUGCCGCCUCAUGGGGAGAGGGAGGAGCUACCCAACAGCUGAUUCAUAUGCCAAGAAUUUGGAGUCUUUUUCUCAAACCAAUGGGGAUUGGACAAUGAAUGUAGUUAACUGGUUCCUGCUCACACUCCAGAUUUAAAUUCUAUUAAAAUUAUCAGCAAUUCAGCAAAAAACAGAAAAAAAAGAGAGAAAAAAAUCUGUAAAUAUGAUAGUAAUAAAAUAGAGCAUAACAAAACUGUGAAACUUCCUCAAGCCUUGUCAGUGGUUAAAAUAUUUAACACCCCCCUCCUGACACUCUUAUUGACAGAUGUUCUGUUUUUUACACCCUCCCCCAGCCCUCCCCAAAAAAAGGAAACCAGUGGUUUCUAGGUCAGUGGAAUUUUGUGGAGAAUCUGGGGCAGGAAUGGGUUAAUGCCUCUGAGCGUUGUGUGGAACAGGUCAGUUGGAAAGGCAGGUAGCUGGUAUAACAUAGAGUCUGUGCAUCAUUCGAAGUGCGAGGUUUUGGGGAGAUGUUCCUGCAACCCCCCCCCAAUCCAAGGAUAGUAGGUUCCCUCCCUUUUGUGUUACCUCUCAGCAAAAAGAAAAAUGUUCUGUUGCUCUUCGGUUUUUCUCCUUGGUUCUACUUGCUGAUGUCCUUCUUAGAGAUAACGGAAUUGUAAGGAAACAUCUUUCAUAGCCACAUUAAAUAAGAGAAAGAUACAUGCAAUUUUUUUUUUUCUUACUAAAUUGCACCCUCAAAAUGCAUGCAAAUGAGGAGAUGAUUACUGUGUGACUGGUUCUCCUGGCUGCUGUUAGGGCAGGUCUCUUCUGUUCAAGACACCGUUACUUGUCUAAAAGAUCCAGCUUGUUCAAUCUCCUCAUGGCCGUAGCAACACUAGCUUUUCGUUCCUUUCUGUGAUGUUGAUGGUAAUUUGAUUCAGAAGCCUUAAAUUAGUGAUGACUGGCGUGAUGAUGAAGUCUAAGCUGUGUGCCAUCAUUUACUUCACAAAGCAGCGUGGUCUACUAACCAGACACAACACCCUCUAAUACAAAGGUUGGAGUUCCAUAUAUUUUAUUUUUUUUUCCUUUAACAGGAAUUCGUAUUUGGUGUGGCUUAACUGUAUUUCAGAAGGUCAUCAGACUAACUGUCAGACUGCUUCCCUGAAACAUUUUUGUGCUAUUGUUUAAAAAAAAAAAAAAAAAAAAUUAAAACAGUUGGCGUUAAUAAAAAUGUCAAUGUGAAAUUCA
Falco peregrinus (peregrine falcon) is the source of this 4073-nucleotide messenger RNA. It is a transcript of the gene NPEPPS, whose product is annotated as aminopeptidase puromycin sensitive. NCBI's taxonomy places the organism in Eukaryota, Metazoa, Chordata, Aves, Falconiformes, Falconidae. Gene Ontology annotation, biological process: peptide catabolic process; proteolysis. Bases 194 to 2821 code for a protein of 875 amino acids. The record is from RefSeq and is a predicted model, not a curated record. The transcript has 23 exons. Gene Ontology annotation, cellular component: cytoplasm. Gene Ontology annotation, molecular function: zinc ion binding; metalloaminopeptidase activity; peptide binding.